GAGCCUACAGAAUGGUCCAGCCACAUGGUUACCGUUGUUAAAGGAGACAAAGUUCGAAUUUGCCUAGACCCAACAUCGCUCAAUCAAGCCAUUCUCCGGGAAAACUAUCCCAUGCCAACGUUGGAUGAUGUCGCUCCUAGGCUUGCCGGUGCAAAAUUCUUUUCCACGCUUGAUGCGGCAUCAGGGUUUUGGCAAAUUCGGCUUAGCGAAUCGAGCUCCAAACGUUGCACCAUGAGCACUCCCUAUGGUCGCUAUCGGUUCCUUCGGAUGCCGUUUGGAAUAGCUUCGGCCCCCGAAAUUUUCCGAGCAGCAAUGCACCGCGUUUUGGAAGGCUUGUCCGGUGUGGCGGUUGUGAUGGAUGACAUAUUAGUAUGGGGCAGAACUAAAGACGAGCACGACCGCAGCCUAAAACUUGUGUUGUCCCGUUGUCAACAGCACAACCUUCGACUUAACACCAAGAAGAGUGCGUUUCUGCAGCCAGAGGUCCGGUAUCUAGGACACAUCCUCACUACAGAAGGCCUACGCCUUGAUUCGGAGAGGGUACAAGACAUACUGGGAAUGCCUGAACCGACGAACGCCUCGGAAGCCCGUCUAAAAAGUAUUCUCGCAGCAACGAACAACGAUGCCGUUCUCUCCAAGCUGCGGGAAUAUGCGCUGACCAGUUGGCCUGACAACAAGCACGAGGUUCCAGAAGCCAUCCGCCCCUACUGGUCUUAUCAGGAGGAAAUACACACACAAGACGGGCUUCUAUUCCGCAGCAACAAGGUGAUCAUACCAAGUUCGAUGAAAGCAGAAAUAUUGGCUCUUUUGCACGUCGCACAUCCCGGAGCCGAUAAAAUGAAAGCGCGGGCACGAAGCGUCAUAUUCUGGCCCUGCCUGGCAAGCGACAUAGAGCAAUUUUGCCGAAAUUGCAAAAUGUGCCAAAAGCAUCAGCCACGAAACGCAAAGAUGCCGCUUUUGAGCCAUGAGAUUCCAAACCUGCCCUGGGAAGCGGUAGGAAUGGACUUAUUCUUUUACGGGGGCCGACAGUUUGCCAUUAUUGUCGAUUUCUAUUCCUUCUUUUUUGAGAUUAAGGAAUUUCGCCAUACCACUGCUAAUCAGCUGAAGUCCUGGUGCACAGAACUUUUUUCGGUUCAUGGAUUACCGCUUAAACUGUGCAGCGAUAACGGGCCGCCAUUUAACAGCACAGAAUUCAAAGACUUUUUAUAUAGGCUCGGCAUUCCCCCCGUAACGUCAAGCCCAUAUCAUCCACGCUCAAAUGGUAUGACGGAGAGGGCCGUGCAAGAAGCCAAAAAACUAUUAAAAAAGUGCUCUCUCAAAACGCCGGAUUUCCACAAGGCUCUGCUUGAAUGGCGUAAUACACCGCGAGAUUCUAUUUUGAAAUCCCCUGUGCAGAGACUGAUGGGAAGGCAGACGAGGACCCUGCUGCCUGUACCCGCAAGCCACCUGGUGCCGGAGACUGUGCCCAACCGAGCCGUCCAUAACCGUCUCCAGGAAAUUCGCCAACGCCAGAGGAUCUACUACAAUCGCCGCUCCAGGAACCUGCCACCCCUGUCACCUGGCCAGAGGGUGACUACAUACGAUACCCACGAAAGGACCUGGACACCUGCGGUCUUUCUGAGGCCAGCUGAGACGCCGCGCUCCGUGGUGGUGAAGACUGAGGAGGGCCAGGAAAUUAGACGUACUCGCGAGCAUCUGCGAGACGCACCUACACAUACCGAAGAGAGUCCUCGUGACGGGUCCGAACGACUAGAAGACGCCCAGCCCGCUCAAGAGCUACGUAGAAGCACAAGGACACGCCGGGAGCCCUCCCGCUACCCACAACCAGAAAGAGCUGUGUAAUUAACUUCUUCCCCAAGAAAAGGGAGAUGUAGCAUGGCUGAGUAACUCUGACGUAACCAGCCAUUUCGUUAAAAUCACGUCACCUGCUACGUCACCAUUCUUUCCUAUAUCUACUUCGUUUCAACCGCAAUAAACGUUGUUCAUCACCCGA
Molecule: messenger RNA, 1993 nt
Organism: Rhipicephalus sanguineus (brown dog tick)
Lineage: Eukaryota; Metazoa; Arthropoda; Arachnida; Ixodida; Ixodidae
Exons: 2
Coding region: 25-1842 (605 amino acids)
Biological process (GO): DNA integration
Molecular function (GO): nucleic acid binding
Source: RefSeq, a predicted model, not a curated record